GCUGGCGAACAAGAUGUCUAAAACGCCGUUGCUGCUAUUGCAGAUGCUGCCAUGGUUUUUCGUCGGAAUGCCUGUGGAAGACGACGGAAGCUGCUUUUUCGUCAUCGAUGCGCAGCGUUGCAGAAAUGGAAGCUUGGAGUGCGCACUUUCUGGUCUUGCUGCCACGGGUGUGACGUCACCAGCGACCAGUCUACAAAAGGGACAACGCGAGAACAUCGGCUUCAGAGGGCACGGCAUUUGGCUGGCGAACAAGAUGUCUAAAACGCCGUUGCUGCUAUUGCAGAUGCUGCCAUGGUUUUUCGUCGGAAUGCCUGUGGAAGACGACGGAAGCUGCUUUUUCGUCAUCGAUGCGCAGCGUUGCAGAAAUGGAAGCUUGGAGUGCGCACUUUCUGGUCUUGCUGCCACGGGUGUGACGUCACCAGCGACCAGUCUACAAAAGGGACAACGCGAAAACAUCGGCUUCAGAGGGCACGGCAUUUGGCUGGCGAACAAGAUGUCUAAAACGCCGUUGCUGCUAUUGCAGGUUAGUUACAGCUCUACGUAUCGCAGUGAUAAUAGAUGCUUGUUAGUGCUGCCGUGCCCUCGUAGAUGUUGUGCUAUUUUGAACGAUUGCUGGUCAGUACUGUUGCUGCUGAUGGCUGGUGAUGUUGAGGAAAAUCCAGGCCCAAAGACUGCUGAAAUGUUGCAGGAAAUUCUCGAAAAACAAAAUGCUUUGGGUAGCAAAGUAGACGACAUCAGGAAAGAAAUUGCAGAAGUGAAUGCUAAAACAGAUAAGAUGCAAAGUGUGCUAUCCAUGUUUGACGAAAUGAAAGAUAGAAUAGAUAAACUGGAGACCAUCGUUCGAGAGCAAAAUGACAAGUUAAUCGAUUACGAAAACAGAAGCAGACGAAAUAAUCUCUUGGUGUUUGGCCUUACUGAGAGCGCGAGCGAGUCUGUACAAGUGUUAAAAAGACGCAUUGUGAAUGACAUUUUUUCUAAAGUUCUUGGCAUAGAAGUCACUAAGGUGGAAAGAAUUCACCGGAUCGGCAAAGUAAACCCUGAUAAACCAAGGCCCGUGAUCUUGAAAUUUUACGACAGCAAGGAAAAGGAUACCAUUUUUAAAAACUGCGCAAAACUAAAGGGAACUUCGAUCAGAAUAAGCAACGACUAUGCGAAGGAAACAGUGCAGAUACGAAAGAAGUUAUGGCAAAGCGCUGCCUUGGAUAGGGGGGCGGGUGCGAAAGUAGUCCUCGUGCACGAUAAACUCAGGAUAAACGAUGACUUAUACGCAUGGGAUGAUGUCAGAGGCAAGCGCUAUUUGCACUCGGACAAACGUGGUACUGAUACAACGAAGCGAAGUGAGCGCGUUGUAUCACCUGAGUCAAACGGAUCUGAUAGCCCAGGCAGCUCUUUCGAGACACCAGAAAAAUAGCUAAGAUUGCUCUCGUUCAAUGCUCGCAGUAUAGUGAACAAGACUACGCACCUUGAGUAGUUAAUGCUUUCACACGAUCCUCACAUAACCACAAUAACAGAAACAUGGUUGCAUGAAAAUAUACCGAAUGAUUGUGUUGUACCUCCCAGUUACAACAUAUUUAGAAAAGACAGAAACUCACGUGGAGGUGGGGUGUGUAUAAUCAUUAAAGGUUCUCUUAAUGCUUCGUUGGUUGAUUGUGAAGUACCAGAAACUCUCUGGUGUAGAAUAACUUGUGAAAAUACCAUUUUCCUUAUUGGAGUUGUAUAUCGGCCACCCUCAAGCUCCCCUGAGUUUCUGAAAUCCUUGAACAAGUUUUUAUGUGCUCAUGUAAAUGGGAACACUAGGUUGGUAAUGACUGGAGAUUUUAAUAUUCCACACAUAAACUGGAAGAAUUUUUCAUACAGUGGUGGGGAACCAGUAAACGCUGAAAAAAUGCUAGAAAUUAUGUUUACCUACAAUUUGAAACAAAUAGUGCUUGAAGAUACCAGAAUUACGCCGACGUCAAGGUCGUUACUGGACUUGGUGUUCCUAUCAAAUAAAUUAAAUGAUUACAAGGUGAUGGUGGAAGAUGGUAUAUCGGAUCACCGAAUGAUCUGUCUUGAUCUGCCUGUUCGAGCAUUAAGACAUGUGAAGAGCUAUGUGCCAGUAAAAGUUAAAGACUAUGCUAGGGCUUACGAUACUUCGAUUCUUG
Messenger RNA from Rhipicephalus sanguineus (brown dog tick), 2144 nucleotides. RefSeq lists its product as uncharacterized. The transcript has a single exon. Gene Ontology annotation, molecular function: single-stranded RNA binding. The record is from RefSeq and is a predicted model, not a curated record. NCBI's taxonomy places the organism in Eukaryota, Metazoa, Arthropoda, Arachnida, Ixodida, Ixodidae. The coding region runs from base 14 to 1411 and encodes 465 amino acids. Gene Ontology annotation, biological process: retrotransposition. Gene Ontology annotation, cellular component: ribonucleoprotein complex.